GCUGGAUGAACGCAGGAGGCAAGUCAACUCUUGCAGUCCUCGGAUCAGUGAGAUGGGUCUGCACUGCUCUCCCUUCAAAGAUAAAAUCUUUAUCGUUUAUUCUCUCAUGGGAUUUGUGCAUCACUGGCUGUGCCAGAAUUAAUUGUCCGUCCCGAGUUGUCCUUCAAGUAGAUGAUGAUGAGCCACUAACACCCCACCCCACCCCACCCCAAACCACCACAGUCCAUGUGCUGUAGAUUGAUCCACAGUGCUCAAAGCGAGGGAGCUCCAGGAGCCUGACCAAGCAACAGUUCCUGAGGACUGGUGUCUGGAACUGUCCCAUUAGCUCCGUGUGUGGUCUACCAUAUCCCUUCAUACCGCUGCUUAACUGAAAUUUAUUUAUCUCAGAUUUGAGAUUAAUAACAGGUCUCGCAACCAUUGCUGUAAGUGGAAGGAAAUUCUGAACAAAUACCAACAUUGGUGUGUACAAGUGCUUCCUAACAACUCUUCUGAAUGGCCUGGCCCAAAUACAUUAGUCUAUGCCUACUAGUUCUGGAAUCUCCAGUCAGUAGAAAUAGUUUAUCUAUUCUGUUUUUCCUGUUAAUACCUUGAAGACUUUGAUCAGAUAAGAUCUUAACCAUCUAAAUUAGGUUUGUAGCCUAAUUUAUAUAUCUGUUCAUACCAUAACCUCUAAAGUCCAGGUAUCAUUCUUGCAAAGGCACAUUGUACUCCCUCCAAGACCGCCUUAAUGUGUGGCGUUCAGAGCCAAACCACAAUGUUUGUCUUUCUUUGAAUGCUACUGUGCAGAACUGGACUGCUUCAUAGAACAUUACAGCACAGUACAGGCCCUUCGGCCCUCGAUGUUGUGCCAACCUGUCAUACCGAUCUGAAGCCCCUCUAACCUACACUAUUCCAUGUACGUCCAUAUGCUUAUCCAAUGACGACUUAAAUGUACCUAAAGUUGGCGAAUCUACUACCAUUGCAGGCAAAGUGUUCCAUUUCCUUACUACUCUCUGAGUAAAGAAACCACCUCUGACAUCUGUCCUAUAUCUUUCACCCCUCAAUUUAAAGCUAUGCCCCCUCGUGCUCACCGUCACCAUCCUAGGAAAAAGGCUCUCCCUAUCCACCCUAUCUAACCCUCUGAUUAUUUUAUAUGUUUCAAUUAAGUCACCUCUCAACCUUCUUCUCUCUAAUGAAAACAGCCUCAAGUCCCUCAGCCUUUCCUCGUAAGACCUUCCCUCCAUACCAGGCAACAUCCUACUAAAUCUCCUCUGCACCCUUUCCAAUGCUUCCACACCCUUCUUAUCAUGCGGUGACCAGAACUGUACGCAAUACUUCAGUGACUAUGUAUCUGUAUAAACAUUUUACGAAUUUUUUUUGCAAUAAAAGUUCUCAGGACGAUGCUAUUGUAUUGCACAUCAGGUGUGUUGACCCUUAUGAUGUCCCCAGAUGAAGGAAGUUUGUGGUAGUGGCGGACUGUGUUCAUGCUCUGAGCUAAUUGAUAAAGUCAAAACUCACACAACACCAGGUUGUAGUCCAACAGGUUUAUUUGUAAACAAUAGCUUUGUGACCAUUGCUCAUUCAUCAGGUGUUGUAAGAGAUGUAUCAAAUAAAAUACCAACAGAUCAUACAACUGAUGUGAAUGUUCAGCAUAAACCUUAAUGGCUGGCUGACUCCCUCCUGUUAAAACUUGAUUAAGUUAGAAGGGAGAUGCAGGUUUCAAUUGAAUGAAAUGCAAUUCUCAGAAUUUCUUUUUAAGUCUGAGAUAACUAAAGGUUUAGUCAGUGUAUACAAGAAGUGACUUCUCUGGUCAGACAGUGCAUUUUAGGUGUGAAGCGUUGAUUAGAAUCUGUCUGUGUUUUAACUUGGAGUCAUACUGGUUUUAUUUCCAAAGCAGGAAUUUGUAAAAUACCCCAUUGAUUGACUAUCUGCAAAUGGUGUGCUUUUGAACAAAAUAAAAUUUAUUUGAACAUACAAAUCUUCAAAUGCAAAUUCACCCCAUGGAUGUCUGUGUGUCUGUCUGUGUGUCUGUCUGUGUGUCUGUCUGUCUGUGUGUAAGAGAGGGGGAGAGUGAGAGACAAUGUGUGUGUGCUUGAGAGAGUGAGGGAGUGUGUAUGAGUGUGUGAGGGAGUAUUUGUGUGUGUGUGUCAUAUGAGAGAGUGUGUGUAUUUGAGAGGGAGGGCCUGUGUGUGUGUUUGUGUGUGUGUGUGUGUGUAUGUGUGUAUGUGAGAGUGUAUAGUGUGGUGCGGUCACCUGUAGUGCGACAUGAACCCAAGAUCACAUUUGAGGCCAUCUUUAUGGGUACUGAACUUGGCUAUCAGCCUCUGCUCGGUGACUCUGUGUUGUCAUGUAUUCCAAAGUCUGCCUUGGAGGACGUUGCACCAAAGAUCAAAGGUUGAAUGCCCUUGACCAUUCAAGUUUUCCCCAGUGAGGGGUAACACCCAAGUCUGGCGAUUGUUGCACGGUGUCCGCACAUCUGUUGUAGCAACUGCAUGGUUUCACCAGUAUAUCAUACCCUGAACACAUCCUUACCUGCAGUGUAUGAGAUAGAUAACGUUGGCUGAGUCACAUGAGUGGUUAGUGUUCCUACAUGUGAUGGUAGUACCCAUGUCAAUGAUCUGACAUGUCUUGCAGAGGUUGCCAUGAAAGGGUUGUAUGGUGUUGUGGUCAAUGUUGUCCUGAAGGCUGGGUAGUUUGCUUCGAACAAUGGUCAGUUUAGAGUUUGGUGAUUGUUUGAAGGCGAGAAGUGGAAGCGUAGGGAAGAUCUUGGCAGGGUGCUCAUCGUUGUCAUGUGUUGAAGGCUGUGAAGAACAUGGCAUAGUUUCUCCUCUGCGGGGAAAUACUGGACCACAAAGGGUACCCUAUCAGUUGUAUCCCAUGUCUGUUUUCUGAGGAGAUCAUUGCAGUUUCUUGUUGUGGCCUGUCGUUACUUGCGAUUGAUGGGUUGAACAUCGUAUGAGGGUGUACUUUAACACCUUGAAGGAUGCUGCUGUUACUCUACGCAUACUCCAGCCACAUCAACUGUAGCUUCCCAGCCCGCCUCAGUCUCCUGCAAUUUGCCGAUCGACAUGAGAUCUACAACAGACACCAUUUUCCUAAGCCCGCACUCAUCUCUGGAUCAUUUAGACAAUAAGGACACCGAUGUCAGUCUCUGAAUCAUCGACUACAUCUCCAUCUUCAUCACCAUAAUCCCCUCCAGACCUGAUCUCAAAACUUCUCGGCUCCGACCUCUGCAACUGCAUCCUCAGUUUCCGGACCUAUGGACUGCAAUCAGUGAAUAUAGACAACUGCACCUUCUCAACACUCAGCACUCGAUUCGAUUCCAGCCUGUAAAUCACCCGAUAUUAGAAGGGGAGGAUGCGAAGAAAGAAUUUGAAAACUAACAUUGUGCCAAGAUCUGAAAUCCAUUGAUUUGUCAGGAUCUGAAUGCCAUAAACCUUUAACUUUUAACUGUGGAAGGAGAAUUGUUUUCAUGUCCAGUGUAUUUCAAAUAUUUUAAAAAUCAAUUUGACUGAAAAAGAAUGGUGACACACAUACACCUGACUGCGAGCGUUUCAGUGCAAUAACUGAAAAAAAUCUUUAACUGGUUAAGCAGCCUGAAAAAUAAAUUGCACAGUUCACAGCAGAGAGAGAUAAUUCAUAUGCCCUGUGUGUGGACAAUACUUCAAUUAAUUAUCUGUCCAGGUUUAACAAUGCAAACACUUUCAGCAUGAAUAAAUCCUGGAAAUGUGGACACUGUGGGGAGGGAUUCCCCUCCCCAUCUGCGCUUGACAUUCAUGAGCGCAGACACACUGGGGAGAGGCCAUUCACCUGUUUCGUGUGUGAGAAAGGAUUCAUUUCUGUCUCCAAUCUGCUAAGACACCAGCAAGUUCACACUGUGGAGAGGCCGUUUACUUGCGCUGUGUGUGGGAAAGGAUUCUCUGAUUCGCACAACCUGCUGCAACACCAACGGAUUCAUACGGGGGAGAGGCCGUUCACCUGCUCUCAGUGUGGGAAGGGAUUCACACAAUUGUCUAACCUGCAUGUACACCAGCGAGUUCACACUGGGGAGAAGCCAUUCACCUGCUCUCAGUGCGGGAAAGGAUUUACACAAUUAUCCAACCUGCAAGCACACCAGCGAGUUCACACUGGGGAGAAGCCAUUUCCCUGCACUCAGUGUGGGGAGGGAUUCUCUCGAUUGUCCAACCUUCAGAAACACCAGCGAGUUCACACCGGGGAACGGCCAUUCAUCUGCUCUCAGUGCGGGAAGGGUUUCACACAGUCAUCCCACCUGCAGAAACACCAGCAGAUUCAUACCAAGGAGAAGCUGUUUACUUGCUCUCAGUGUGGGAAGGAAUUCACUCGAUUAUCCAGCCUGCAGAAACACCAGCGAGGUCAUGACUGACUGCAGAAAUGUGUUCUGCCAUUAGUACUUCUGCUUAUCACAUUCAGAACUAAACUGUGUUCAUUCUGCUGAUGGGUGAAGUGGGACUGUCAGUAGGGAACUUACUGUUGGACUGGCCACGUUCGCCACUUUGGCUCAGUAAGUCCUGUGUUUCAAAUUCCAUCCAAAUCACUAAAUGAAAGGAAGGUUUGGAAGGUAAAAGAUCUUCAGUUUUUUUUUCAUUUCUGUAACAGCAUGGAGAUGGUCACGUGAGGAAUUGUUUUGUAUAAUUCAUGUGGAUGCUUCUGACAGAAGGCACCUGGAGAUGUGUAAAGUUGGCAGCUCAUUUGGAAUCAACGAGGAGAAAAGAAGCUGGAAGGUUUGCUGAGCUUGGAGCUGGAGGAAGAAGUCUCUAGUCAGGCUCCCAGUGAAAGACCAAGAGUAUUGUGGUGGCAGGAAGCUGUCAAACAUCAGACAAUUGAAUGAGGAGUGACAAGGCCAUUCAACCCUUCGAGAAUGUUUCACUGUAUGAUAAGAUUGUGAUUGUUCGAAUUGCAUUUCCGUUCCAUGUUCCUCAAAGGUUUGACCUCAAGGUAGUCUAAAGAUCAUGCAGAAAAUGUAACUGAUAUAUUAUCCCUUUUUUGUAGGGUGGGGGCACUUAUAGCAAAUUGCAGAAGAUCAAGGAAUAAAUCAGCAUUUGUAAAAAUGGCUGGUGUUUCUCCAGCGAAAGUUUCACUAAAGAAUGAAGUAUCUGAGAAACCAAUCCUCUCUAAUGCAUUUACCAUGCGAGAAAAUAGAUGUGAGGGAUUCUGACCAGAUUAUACUUCCGGGAAGUCAUUCCAGAUGCCCAAGAAAGCCGAAAAAGAUUUUUGUUCUGAGUUGCUGGCUCAGUUGAAACCUUACUGGGAAAUGCUUUGGAUCUUUUCCAAAUAAAAAUUGUAUUAAUAUGAGUUAUUGUGGGAGAAAAUGUGUGUUGAAGAUACUCAUCAAAGCACAGCUGAAAUAUUCUGAACAAUCUUCGGCCCUUUACAGAAAGAAAGAUAUUCUGGCAUUGGCGACUGUCCAGAGAAUGGUCACCAGGCUGAUACCAGAUAAGGAGGGACUUUGGAAAGGAGAGGAUGACUGGGUUGGGCCUGUACUUUUUGGAACAUAAGAGAAUGAUGUUUGACCACACUGAAUAGGUGCUUUCCCUUGUCGAAGAGUCUAGAAACAGGAGGUAUCAUCUCAGAAUACUGGGUUGCUCGUUUAAAACAGUAAUGAGGAAGAAUUUCUUCAAGGGUAAUGAGUCUGAAAUUCUUUACUACUGAGGAUUACUGAUGUGGUGUUAUUCAAUAUACUAAAGGCUGAUCUGAACGUAUUUUUAGUCAGGAAGACAAUCAAUGGUUAUUGGGAAAAGGCAGGGAAGUGGAGUUGAGGAUUAUUAGAACAGACAUGGUCUCAUUGAACAGCAGUCCAGAUUUGAUGGGCUGAAUGAUCUACUUCUCCUUUGUCUUAUUGUCAGUUGUUCAGAGUGAAUUGAAGUUGUACUCUGGGGUAGAGUUCCUUGCUGUUGGUUUUGUUUCCAUGUUACUUAUUAAUCAUGUGGACUUAACACAGGGAAUUGAUUUCAUGGGCAGUGUACUGUUUUCCCAAAUUUGGAUGGAGAGCCACAUUUGGAAGUUACGCCAGUGAAGGAAAACUCCAUGAUAUUUGGAAUCCUGCUCCGCAUGGAACUGAUUCAAAUAAAAGAAAACUGAUGCUCCUAUCCUAGUAAAGGGGAGCACAGAAGCUGAAAACUACCUGCAGAAUCCAAAAUUAAAAUUUUCAAAUGAAUAGAUAAAGGCUGAACAGACUAUUGUUAAUAACAUCAAACAUUAAAUUUUGCUGCCAGUGCCAAAGCAAUGAGGAAUGUAACAGGCAAGUUACUGUGUUAAAAGAGUGCAUUUUCAACCUCAGCAUGAUGUGGAAAAAUCAAAGCAUUGGAAAGAAAACUAAAAAUCCAAAUUGAAGAAGCAUUUGACAUUACUGAGAGUUUCGUAGUUUUUAUUCUGAAUGGUGAUCAGAAAAAAAAUUACAAAUUGUUUAAAGAUAGACCAAGCAAGAAAUCGAACCAUCCUCGUGAAUAUAAAAGUGCAUUCGAAUAACAUGACCAGUGAGACUUGUAACCAACCCGGAAACAGUUGCAGGUCUUUUGACAGAAAAACAGUUUUAUUCAGUCAGUUCUGAUAACACAGACAAUAGAACAUAUGCAGAGAAAAAGAGUCCUGAAAAUCUUAAGCAUAAGAAUGAGGAACAGAGGAGAAAUCAAAAUAAAUUCCACUGGCUGUGGUAUACUUUUGGAUUGAUCCCAAAAGGAAGUGAAUGAACCUUCAAGAUUUCAUAAGAUAACAGUCCUGGGUUGCAAAAAUAAAACUGAAUUCAAAACAUUGUGUAGAUAUUUACAGUUGUGAUAAUUUACAAUACUUCUUU
This is a messenger RNA of Stegostoma tigrinum, 6790 nucleotides long. Its product is annotated as gastrula zinc finger protein XlCGF7.1-like. Gene Ontology annotation, molecular function: DNA-binding transcription activator activity, RNA polymerase II-specific; RNA polymerase II cis-regulatory region sequence-specific DNA binding. Bases 3689 to 4363 code for a protein of 224 amino acids. Gene Ontology annotation, cellular component: nucleus. Gene Ontology annotation, biological process: regulation of transcription by RNA polymerase II. The transcript has 3 exons. NCBI's taxonomy places the organism in Eukaryota, Metazoa, Chordata, Chondrichthyes, Orectolobiformes, Stegostomatidae. The record is from RefSeq and is a predicted model, not a curated record.